This is a messenger RNA of Tigriopus californicus, 1843 nucleotides long. RefSeq lists its product as uncharacterized. NCBI's taxonomy places the organism in Eukaryota, Metazoa, Arthropoda, Copepoda, Harpacticoida, Harpacticidae. The transcript has 3 exons. The coding region runs from base 19 to 1140 and encodes 373 amino acids. The record is from RefSeq and is a predicted model, not a curated record.
CUCUUUGAGCAUUUGAAGAUGAAGCCAGGGAGAUCUCAAGUGUUCGGCGUCACUUUUGUGGCACUCGCAUUGAUCAUCGCCUCUCGUGGAGAGAGCAUUCAAAAAAGAAGUCUUUGGUUCCGAGCCCAGACGUUCGAAGGCGAACCAUUUGCAACAUCCCAGGAAUGUGAAUGCCACUUCAAGCAUGUUCCUCCCAAGGAUCGCCAGGAUUUCAUCGAAGGCGACGAUCAAUGGAUUGGGCAUGUAUUUAAGGAGGAGGAACCAGGAACCAUUCUGGAGUUCUGCCAUGCGACGCUAUUGUGGAACAAGCGCUAUGCCGAUAGCCAUGUGGUGGUUGGGUGGAUGAUCAAGACAUUUGUCGUCAAUGACCGAAAGAAGUUGGAUGAUUACGCGGGGAAAGCCGAUCCAAAAGAGACUCAAAUGAGUUCGACUAGAACGAGUAACGACGAAAAAAACAGUGUCAAAAUGGAACAAGUGGAUCCAGAUGAAAUGACAACGAUCUCCAAUGAAACAAUCGGUGAUUUAACCGAGAGGGCAACGGAAACAAUCGAUCUCAAAACUGAAACCAACGACCAAAAAAUGGAUGUGAAAGAGAAAGAACCUGAAGCUGUUCCAGCUGAAAGGAGCCCAGAGAGUAAUGAUAUCACUGCCCUUGGACCUAAUUUCCCUACUCUUAGGAGUGAAGAGGUCGGGCAAGAAAGCGACAAACUUCAAAAUUCUGAAGACAAUGAAAACCAAGGGUCCUCCCAGGCCAAAGACAUGGAUGAUAUUGCUGCCCACGAAAUAAACGUUGAUCCAGAUGCAUCCGAGUUCCCCACAACUAGCGCCCUUAACAUGGGUACAGUUCCAAUCGAUGGAGAUGACCAUCGAAACUCGUCCCAAAAGAAAAUGGCAACCAUUGAGGAACCAAAUUUAAUCAUUACUCAAACUGAGCCUGACGAUUCCAAACCAGCCGUUUCAUAUGAAGAAAACAGCGAAAUAAUACCCCAGAUUCACGUGGAUCAAGUUGAAUUAACAGCACCAAUCCCUGAGGAACUCCUAAACGGUCCCCAACUUAAUAAGAAUGGGGAUGUCGUUGAGGACAAUGAAGGUCUACCCGAAAAACCCACAGUUAAAGGGCCUUUCUCUGGUAAUCCAUGAAAAUGUUACUGUGACGCCGAUCGUUCAAGAGACGGAAGUCGAAACCAUUGUUACACCAACUAUGUAAUCAAAGUAGCUGUCACCAUUGGUUCGACUGAAGAAGAUACCAUUCCAGCUGAUCGAGUCAUUUGGCAGUGAAAUCUCAGAGCCUGAGAUCGUUUAGCAAGAAUUGCAAAUCUCACUUUUUGGACAUAUAUUUUGAGAUCCCAAUCAGUUUGCCCACUAGUGACUAGUAACUUCCAGCCCAGAGCUAUAAAUAUUUUGCAUCGUAUUUCUAACUUGCUCCACUUUUUCCUCCCCUCUAAUUCCUCUUUCACCCAAUAUUUAUGUACAUACACUAAAGAAAGAUGAACGCGUUGCCUCGACAAGCCAUGGUGUUUCCUGGAAAUUGAAUGCAAUUCCAGACAAUCUCCGUUUGGCUUUGAGAUGUUAUCAUAUUUGCAUCCUCAAUUUUCGGGCAGUGCACUCAAAAAUGAUCGCAAUGAUCGCACUGCAAGAGCGCACACAGCUUUCUCUUUCAACUAUCCUUUCCUGCAAUCACUCGCCAGAUGCAUUGACUAAAGUGUGUUGUUCAAGGGUUGGAGGAUUGGUCCAAUAAAAAGAACUGCAAGGCAACUAACUCUCCCCUCAUAUUUUAGUCCUCUUUACUUACCUCCCAGUCACUAGAAGAUUAGUGGUGCAUCAAGUUUCCCUGCAAGGAUUG